ACCAAACACUCACACUGCCAGCAAGAGAGAAUAUCAACAAACCAGCGACUCCGGGGAAAAGAAAGACUGAAACACGGAGCUGUUUGAAAGCAGCUCUCAUAGGCAACAGAAUAAACCAGAGAUCAUGAAGUCCCUGCGCUUCCUUGCAGCUGAGGGAUUCAUCCAGACUGGUCCACAUGCUUUGGAGAACCUACGGUAUAUGUCUUUCAACCUCUACCCACUCCUCUUCAAGGCCUGCUACAUCCACGAGCAGGCCGACGUGCUUCAUGCAUUAGUCCAGACGUGGCCUCUUCCUGACCUCAACAUUAAGCAUCUCCUGGGGAAGACCAUCGACUGCCCGGUGGACCUCACUUCCAGCACCUGCCGGCUUUGUCUAGUAGCCAUUCUGACUGGCCUGAAGGACUAUGUGCUGUCUCCUCCAAGAACCUAUACCAAGAGCCUGCACCUAGUGGACCUGACUGCCCUUAAAGACAUUGAGCACCAAGCCUGCAACUGCAAGUCCACUCUGGGUAGAUGGGCAAGAACCCAAUUCCUGACUCAAAUGUGCUAUGAGACAAUGGUGGCAAUGCAAGCCAUCGAUGUGUCCCAGUUCCCCUUUGAAGUAUCAAUCGAUAUACACCUGAAUGGCUUUGUUACAGGCCGUAACUAUGAGAUGGUAGCUCAGGCCUUCCUGCUACGCUGCUACUGUCCUCUGAAGCUUCACUUUGUUGGUUUUAGAGCCGACUCCCUUGCUCUCAAGCAGCUGUUCUACGUCCUGCGUCUAGCAGAGCCUGAGUCCAUCGCAAAGCUGGAGCUGGUCCACAAUGUUCCCCUGGAAGCCCCACACUUGGAAGUGCUGCUUUCCAGGGUGAAAUUCCCCAAGUUAAAGUCUCUAACCCUGCCACCUGGAGCACUGGACGUUAGGAGGCUGGGGUCCGAUGAAGAUGAUCUUCUGGCUACUCUUGGAAAUUUGCUGGCACAACUAAGAAACCUCACUGAGCUCUAUGUGGGCUUCUCUACCCUCACCGGACACAUCCGGAGACUGCUGAGUCCUCUCAACACGCCACUGCAGUGCCUGGAGCUGGCCAACUGCUGCCUGAACCGUCUCGACUUCACAUACCUGGCCAACAGCCUCCACAGCGAAAACCUGGUUCACCUAGACAUCAGUGGACAUGACGUCUUUGGUUCGAUCUCCACCUGUGUACAAAAACUGCUGGGCCGCUGUUCAGAGACACUGGUGAGCCUGACUCUUGAGGAGUGCGACAUUAAGGAAGAAGAUAUUAACAAUUUAAUUAACGCACUGGCUCCCUGCCAGGGACUGGAGGACCUCAAACUCAUGGGAAAUCCUCUCACUGCCGCUUCCUUGCACCGGUUAUUCUCUACACUGUCUGCAGGAUUUCCCAAGUUGAGGUACAUAGAGUUACCUGUACCCCGUGAAUGCUACUCUGAGGAUGUCACUUAUCCUCUUGAUGACUCAGUCUUGCAGGAGUACAACAGGGACUUGUUUGAGGAGAUCAGGAGCCAGCUGUUGGGUAUCCUAGCAGGAGCUGGUAAAGGAAAUGUGGAGGUGUGCUCCCCUCUCAUGGGGGCCUACGAUCCAGACAUUAACGAAACCAGCAAUGAGCUGGGGGUUUCCAUGUUGAAAUCUUUUAACAGUGUCCUUGGGAACUUCAUUAGCACCAUAAAAGACGUGAAUGACAGGAGAUCAGCGACCCACACAGACAACUGAUGAGGUUUCCUCUGGAGAUUUGAGAUUACAGGGAGGGGACUUGAGCUCUCGUUUUGUAGACUGCUUGGCGAAGCAGAUCUUCAGACCUUUUGGAAAGAUUCCCAAAAGUUGACUACGAAUGCCUGCUGAUCACUGGUUAACUUCAUCGUUUUUGGGCUACACUACCGUCGCCCCUCGUGUCUAUGCUUAAUGUGAACACUUAAAUUUAGUUAGUUAAUAUUUAUUUUGGUCAAUCACAAGCAUAAAAAUCAACAAAUAGAUAACAAAUAUCCACAGGUUUUUCCCUGGUCAAUAUUGUGAUUAUUUUGACCGAAAAGGUCUGGGCUUGAAGCAUAAAGCUUAUCUUGCCCACCUUUUAACAUAAUAGAAUAUACAAAUAGAACAAAUGAAGUAUAAUAAGGUUACACAAAAUAAUAAUAGUAAUAAUAAUAAUAAUGAUAAUAGCUUUAAUAACUGUAAUAAUGAUAAUAAUAUUGAUAGCUUUGAAAACAGAAAGUGAAAAGAUGCUAAAGAAACACAAAACCAAUUUAGGUUGUCAUUUCAUCUCAUGCAUGUGUACAUUCUUCUUUGUUUGCUUUAUGUGCUUCUAUAUAUGUGUCCAUUACCUUUGCUUUUAAUAAUAUCUUGUAUGCUUUUAUUGAGUUUGCUAGUUUACGGUCGUUUUCUAAUGAGUUCCACAGUUUUACUCCUAAAACGGAUAUACAUCUGCCCUUUGUAUUUGUUCUUACUGCUGUUGUCUCAAACAUUGCUGUUCCCCUGAGCUCAUGUUUUCCUCUCUUGGCUUGAACAGUUCCUGCAGCCCGGAAGUAAAUUGUUAUAAGCCUUGUAUAUUAUUACAGUGGCGUUCAAAUUAACUAUAUCUUGCAAUUUAAGUGUAUUGUUUUUAAUGAAAAGUGAGUUUGUUGAUGCAAGAUAGUCAGCCAAGUUUACAAUUCGAAUUGCUUUUUUUUGUAAAAUAUAGAUGGGUUGGAUUAUUGAUUUAUACGUAUUCCCCCACACUUCCACACAAUAGGUCCGGUAUGGGAGUAGUAGGGAUCUGUAUAGUGUUUGUAAUGAUCUUUUAUUUAUAAUACCUUUCAUUUUAUAUAAUAUUGCUAUCGUUUUAGAUCAUUUUCUUUUUAAGGUAUUAAUGUAUGGCUUCCAUGUGAGUUUUUCAUCAAUAAUUAUUCCUAAGAAUUCAGUAAUGUUUGAUUGUUCUAAUUUUAUGUUAUUGAUGAUUAGGUUUAUUGGAGCAUUUAUCAUUUUUUUUGCUCAUUGUAAAUAAGAAAUUGAUUAUCAUCCAGUGAAUAUUGCACCUUUAUGUGAUCAGAAGAUGUUAUUCUACCUUCCAUGUUCUGCAAAUUAAAAGUGCAAAGCAAGUAUUCAACAGCUGGAUUAGUCACUGCUGACUAAAAUAAUGUAACUGGUGUACAUGCUCCAAUUUAUUGUACAUAUUCUGAUUUAAUGUUAGAUACUGGAUCUGUAAAUAGCACAACUUUGCAGCAUGCAACAUGUUCUGUUUUCACAAGAAUGGCAAUGCAUUUAAUCUUAUCCAUAACAAUAAAAAUCUUCAAAAAAA
Molecule: messenger RNA, 3266 nt
Organism: Cololabis saira (Pacific saury)
Lineage: Eukaryota; Metazoa; Chordata; Actinopteri; Beloniformes; Belonidae
Gene: lrrc14b
Product: leucine rich repeat containing 14B
Exons: 3
Coding region: 125-1708 (527 amino acids)
Biological process (GO): positive regulation of cell population proliferation; negative regulation of cell differentiation; negative regulation of apoptotic process
Cellular component (GO): cytoplasm
Source: RefSeq, a predicted model, not a curated record